AUAGCGGGAAAUCACAGCAGAGCAUCCCGCCUGCAGCCCAGUAUAAGAGCUGAACAAAAUUUCCUUUCUCAGACGAAUGGCGUUCACCUAUUUGCGCGUGCUUUCGCCAUCACGAGAUUUUUCCAAUUAUCCACCGACCAUGUCCUCCGCCGCAUCCUCGUCGCGCGAGUCCUCCCCCGACAACGCGCCGCUGGCAUCACUGAAAGCCAGCUCAUCCAAAGCCGCGCAAAAAGCCAAGAGCAAAGCCCCCGCCGACAAGGGCAACAGGAACGAGGGCUCCGAUCCACACUGGACGUACCAACCGCCUGCGAAAUCAGUCCGCCUCGAGAAGUCCGCGGACGUCGGAUCGUUCAGCUGGGAUGAGCUGAAUGGCAACGAUGACCUCGAGCUGUGGCUUGUGCGCAUUCCAGACGGCGUCAAGCCCAAGUAUCUCGUCGAUGCGCAGCUGGAUCUUCCUCCGAACACGAAACACGACGCGACAAGCAGCGCAAAACUGGGGGUUCUGCAGCGGAAGCACGUCGCGUACGAUAUCUGGUCUGUGGGCGAUGAUGCACCGGAAGAUAUGCCCAUCGGGGGCGAGGAAAUCAAGGGCAUAUCCUGCUUGUUACCCCGAAAGACUGGGAAGGGCGCAUUGUAUUCCGCUCCGCAUUCGAUCGCGAGAACUGUAGUCCUUUCCGCCCAGCCAGUCACACCCACCCUUGACUCUACCAUCCCCCCUAACACGCGCCCUGUGUUUAAAAACGAUCCACGGCAGAUACACCCGGAAGAGCUACUCACGCACUCUUUCGUCCCGUACGGCGCGGACUCAGCGAUGCAUGCGCCUCUCGCUGAACCGCGGCCCGAGACACCGCCAGCUAUGGAGGUUGACACGGAAGUCCUCGUUCCUGCCACACCAGACCAGCCGGUGAAGACGAAAAGCGAGAAGAAGGGCAAGGGCAAGAAACGCAAGGGCGACGAUGUUGUUGCAGAGGUCCCGACGAAGAAGUCGAAGAAAGCCAAGGCGACGGCAUGAACGCCAUUUC
Messenger RNA from Mycena citricolor, 1022 nucleotides. Lineage: Eukaryota; Fungi; Basidiomycota; Agaricomycetes; Agaricales; Mycenaceae. The record is from the annotation of a GenBank genome assembly.